AUGGGUUCGUGCGCAAAGCUUGCCAGGAGGGCUCUGGAGACCGAAAUGCCUGUCAUGGUUCAGAUACAGGAAUUGGUCCGAGGUGCGAAAAAUGCAGUUUCAUUAGCUCAGGGGGUGGUCUAUUGGCAGCCACCAAAGCAGGCAAUGGAGAAGGUAAAAGAGCUUAUAUGGGAGCCUUCCAUUAGCCGUUAUGGUGCUGAUGAGGGCAUUCCCGAACUUAGAGAAGCACUCCUACAAAAGUUGCAAAGUGAAAACAAGCUGAGGAAAUCGUCAGUCAUGGUUACUGCGGGUGCAAACCAGGCAUUUGUUAAUCUUGUGCUUGCCCUGUGUGAUGCUGGGGACUCGGCAGUUAUGUUCGCCCCCUAUUAUUUCAAUGCAUACAUGUCUUUCCAGAUGACGGGUGUUACUAAUAUAUUAGUAGGUCCAGGAGACCCAAAGACGCUUUAUCCUGAUGCAGAUUGGUUGGAGAAGACACUAGCGACUACCAAGCCAGUUCCAAAAGUCGUUACUGUAGUUAAUCCUGGAAAUCCAUCUGGGACCUAUAUUCCAGAGCCCCUCCUUAAGAGGAUUUCAGAGCUUUGCAGAGCAGCUGGAUCCUGGCUUAUUGUUGAUAACACAUAUGAGUAUUUUAUGUACGAUGGUCUAAAGCACACUUGUAUAGAAGGAGAUCAUAUUGUCAAUAUCUUUUCCUUCUCGAAAGCCUAUGGAAUGAUGGGCUGGCGCGUUGGAUAUAUAGCCUACCCUUCAGAAGUCGAAGGUUUUGCUACUUCUCUCCUCAAAAUCCAAGACAACAUACCGAUCUGUGCUUCGAUAAUCUCGCAGUAUCUUGCCCUCUACUCUCUGGAAAUGGGUCCCACGUGGGUGACGGAGCGAGUCAAAGAUCUGGUCAAGAACAGGGAAAUCCUCAUGGAAGCACUGUCUCCACUAGGUAAAGAUGCUGUGAAAGGUGGCGAGGGCGCAAUAUACCUGUGGGCCAAACUGCCGGAGAAGUAUAUUGACGACGGAAAAGUUGUACACUGGCUCGCUCACAGGCAUGGCGUGGUUGUAAUACCGGGUGGUGCAUGCGGGUGUCCAGGCCAUGUGAGGAUCUCGUUCGGAGGUUUGGUCGAGGUUGAUUGCAAGGAUGCGGCUAAGAGGCUGAGACUCGGGUUAGAAGAAUUGGUAAACAUUGGAAUGGUGGAGUGA
Messenger RNA from Linum trigynum, 1185 nucleotides. Lineage: Eukaryota; Viridiplantae; Streptophyta; Magnoliopsida; Malpighiales; Linaceae. The record is from the annotation of a GenBank genome assembly.